Effrenium voratum is the source of this 2270-nucleotide messenger RNA. The record is from the annotation of a GenBank genome assembly. Lineage: Eukaryota; Dinophyceae; Suessiales; Symbiodiniaceae.
GGCUGCGGAUACCGUGACCAGCGUGGAGGCCUUGGUGAAGAGGAGAUGGGUGGUCCACCCCGGGAGCCGGGUGCGAAACUUUUGGAACUGCCUGGUGGCGGUGUGCGUGUCGCACGACCUGCUGGUGGUGCCCCUCUAUGCCUUUGACCCUCCGCGCUCUGAGUUCUGGGAGUUCUUGGAGUGGUUCAUGCUGCUGUUCUGGAACUUGGACUUCUUUGCAUCCCUGUGCACCGGCUUCUACGAUGAAGGCAGGCUGAUCAUGAGCUGGAAACGGAUCGCGGUGAACUAUGCCAAGACCUGGAUGUUCUUCGACCUUUCGCUGAUCUCCAUGGAUUGGUCCUUCCGAAUCUUGGACUGGGCGCACCAAGCCCCCGGCAACUGGUCCAAGAGUUUGCGGAUGCUUCGCUUCCUGCGGCUGCUGCGGAUGCUGCGGUGGAUCAAGCUGCGGAAGAUCAACGAGGUCACUCAGGAGCUGUUUCACACCCAGGCUGCCAGCCUGUACUACGGGCUGUUCAGCAGCAUUGCCACUCUGCUGGUCACGAACCACUUGCUGGCAUGCGCUUGGUUUGCCAUGAGCCACGUCUACGCAGAGAAUUGGGUGACCGACCUGGGCAUUGAGAAUGGUUCCGUGGAGUACCAGUACCUGACCUGCCUGAACUGGGCCUUCGCCCAGCUGGGCGUGGGAUCCAGCCCGGCCCAAGCAACCAACAGCCUGGAGACGGCCUUCUGCAUCUUCAGCGCUUUCCGGUCGCUGAUCACCUCCUCCACGCUCAUCAGCACGGUGAGCAACCUCAUGGCCUGGCUGAGCAAGAUCAAGGAGGACGAGAGCGACGAGUUCCGCAGGCUGCGAGCCCACCUGGCGAACCACAACAUACCUCACGCCCUGAGCCAGAAGAUCACCAACUUCUUGCAGUACCAGUACGCCGUCAGGAAGGAAGCAAGGUCCGCAGAUGUGGCGGUGCCGUUGCUGGACUUGCUCUCGCAGCAGCUGCAGGGGGAGCUGCAGUUUGCGAGGUACGAGCAGGCCCUGCGGAAGCUGGUGCUGCUGGAGGAGCUCAUGGAGACCGCUGACCGGCAGGUGGUCCAUACCUUGCACUGCCUGGCCGUGCGCGCGGUGCGGACCACGGUGGUGGCCGGCCAGGACGUGGUGUUCCUCGCCGGGCAGGAGGCGGACUGCGCCUACCUGAAGCUCACGGGGGCGGUGUCUUACCUCCUCGACGGCGAGCGGAAGGAGUUCGAUGAGUCCGGCUGGAUGGCGGAGGUGAGCUUGUGGGUCCCCUGGUUUUACCUCGGGGACCUGGUCUCGGAGGACGUCACCCGCCUGGUGGCGGUGGACGCGGAGGGCUUUGCCAAGGCCGUGGGCAAGUGCUGGACGACGCAACGCAGCGCGCGAAAGUACGCUGCCCGGUUUGUGGAAGUGAUGCAGAAGGAGACCAAUUGGUCAGACAUGCUGACGCUGCGCCCCGCGUUGCCUCGCACCCAUUCCAUCCUCACGGCGGCCAAAUCUGGGCACUGCUGCCCGGACAUCUUCAAGAGGAAAGGAAGGGUUGUUGGCUUCGAUGAGGUGGUGUCCAACGACGGAGGACAUGGGCUGAGCAACGGCCGGGUGAGUCAGUGAGGUUGCCAAACGGGCAGUGGCCUUGCCCAAAGCCCACCUGCGUCUGGGGCACUUGGCUUGUGCCACGUCAGCGGCACGGACUUCCGGUGCCGAUGAUUUCAGCAGUGGCUGCGGUCUGCGCAAGCUGGAUUUUCACCGCAUCAGGUUCCUUUUUUUUCUCUUUUCUCGCGGGCUGAGUGGCAGUGAUCUGCCAAAGCAGCCGGCUGAGGUUGCGCUUCCAAACCCUGAGGCGCAUUACUCCUGGUUUGUUUGAACAUGGAUCAACUCUCUUUUCCCGGCGGCCGGCACGGCUAAAAGCUGUUCGCCAGCCCCGUGUGCCAACGGGGGCCCUUCUCCCAAAUAGUUCUCAGGCGAUUGCCAAGGGGAGCGAGCAACGGGUCUUUGUGCACGCUCAGCUUGGCAAGAAUAGUUGAUUGGCACUGUGAGCCCGGAUUUUUGCCCGGCGAAGCAGCGAGCUUUGAACUCAGCUGCUGUUCGGCUCGGGCAGCUUGCAAGCAUCGAGAAUCCAUGCCACGAGCUUCCCGACGGUUUUUCGGCUUGAUGCAUGGCUGUGCCACCUGGUGCGUUUCCGGCCUUAUGUGCAGCUUGCGGAGAAGCAUGGGGCAAGGCACAGCCAACUUCCGCCUUUGUGUCGUAGCACCCUGCUCAGUUG